CAAAAGCUUUCUCGUUUAGAGCGCGAACGCAGGAAAAAAAAAAAACACUAAAUAAGUUAAUAGCGCUAAGCCUAAACACUACAACCUAAUGAAAAGCCCUAAUUUUCUCGAUUGUUGAAUUCAAAAUUGGUAAUACCUUUGCAAUUUAUCUAAUCGAUCCUUGCAUUGCCUUAUUAAUGUCUUGAUCCAUGUUCAACAAAAGCAACGUAUCAAUCUCGAUCUCCGAUGAAGAGUCAGACGAACUUGCCCGGAUGAGAGUCCGAGUUCGUAGGAAGCGUAAGAAAAACCAGUUACGAGUCAAGAGCGCGUUCACUCUACUACUUCUUAGAUUUUUUUUGAGGUACUGGACUCUGUUGAUCUUUGUUCUCGCUGCUGGAUUACUUCUUUUUGAAGCCACUAGAAUUGGGAGGAAACCUGGUUUGGUUGUUAAGUCUAAAGACAGUCCCGUUGAAGUGAAGAAUUCGAGUUCGGUGGAACAUUCGACUCGGAUUGAACCACGGACGAGAGAUGCCCGUGGUGGCAGGGAUCGUUGCUUGAAGCUGUUACCUCCUGAUGAGCUUGAGCAUCUGGAUCUUCCUGUGAAUGAAGAAACCAGAAGUCAUGUAAAGAAAGUGAUUUACUUUUCAGAGAAUGGUAUACUUGAUGUAGUAGGGAACGAUACCUUUUCCCAACAGAAAAGCAAAGGCACAAGAUUUAAUUUAUUUACAGGAUACCAGACUUUGGAUCAGAGAGAGAAAAGUUUCAAGGCUAGUAAAACUGCUGAGGUACAUUGUGGUUUUUACAGUGAAAAUGGAGGAUUUACAGUCUCAGAUGAGGACAAAAGGUACAUGCAAAAUUGCAAAGUUGUGGUAUCUACUUGUGCAUUUGGGGGAGGAGAUGCUCUUCAUCAACCAAUUGGAAUGUCAGAGGCAUCACUUAAGAAGGUGUGCUAUGUUGCAUUUUGGGAUGAAAUUACCCUGGCAGCUCAGGAAUCAGAGGGGCAUAAAAUUGGUGAUGAUGGAUUUAUUGGGAAAUGGCGCAUUGUGGUUGUGAGGGAACUCCCAUUCACAGACCAGAGGUUGAAUGGUAAAAUUCCAAAGAUGUUGGCACAUCGCCUCUUCCCUCAUUCAAAGUACUCUAUUUGGGUUGACUCGAAGUCUCAGUUUAGGAAGGAUCCUUUGGGGGUGUUGGAAGCCCUUCUUUGGCGUUCAAAUUCUGUGCUUGCGAUUUCAGAGCAUGGAGCUCGCAGUAGUGUUUAUGAUGAAGCUAAGGCAGUUGUUAAUAAACACAAAGCCACCCCAGAAGAAGUUGAAGUGCAGUUGGCUCAAUAUCACCAUGAUGGCCUCCCUGAGAACAAGAGGUUUAAUGGAAAGAAAGCUCUAUCUGAAGCAUCAGUCAUUGUGCGAGAGCAUACACCAUUAACUAAUCUGUUUAUGUGCAUCUGGUUCAAUGAGGUGGUUCGAUUCACUUCUCGAGAUCAGCUGAGUUUCCCAUAUGUUCUAUGGCGGUUGAAUGUGUCUGAGAACAUCAACAUGUUCCCUGUUUGCACCCGUAAGGACCUUGUUAAUGCCAUGGGUCACAUACGCAAGGCGAAGCCCUUGAACAGUACAAUGUCCAUGUUCUAAACGUGAAUUUAUCACCAAUACAAAUUAGACUUUUCGGAUUUGAGGAGGUAGUUUGUUUCAGGAGCAGUGUAUUAAAGUGAUAUCGAGAGAAGAUACCAAAUCCUGGGCUUUCGAUCAUGCUGCCUAGAAUCAUAUUCUGCACUGUAAUAGCGUUAGCCACUCGGCAGCAAUUCUCUUGGCUGUGGUAUCCCCUGUAGUUCACAAGGGACAAUCAAAGCACCACUCCAGUCCCUGGUUGGUUCUUUCCUUGUAUAUUCAACAACCACAUUGCAUCAUCCUCUAAAACACAACCAAUAAUCAAAUCUAAUGGAGGAGCAUUUAUCUUUCAGCUUACACUGCCGGAGGGACCUGACAGCACUUCUCGGGCGGUCGGAAAAGCUCAAGGUUUCAUUGUCCCAAUUGAACAUUUUGCACAUUCAGCAUUCAACGUUAAUUAUCUCACACUUGAAGCCCCAGUGUGUGCUGGU
Molecule: messenger RNA, 2071 nt
Organism: Mangifera indica (mango)
Lineage: Eukaryota; Viridiplantae; Streptophyta; Magnoliopsida; Sapindales; Anacardiaceae
Product: probable hexosyltransferase MUCI70
Exons: 7
Coding region: 189-1604 (471 amino acids)
Source: RefSeq, a predicted model, not a curated record